CGAUUCUCUCUCUCUCCCAGGAUGCGGGAGUGCCUCAGGUUGCAAUGUUUGUGGCUAGCCGAUGCAAGCUGUGUUGUGGAGUGUGGAGGAGCAUGAGGACUCUGGCCACAGUUGUGCCCAAACUGACUGUCUCUCCCCAGAUUGCCCUGGUGGAUGAGAAGGUUUGUGUGACAGUGAGUGGGCUGAGACCGUCCCAGAGAGUGACCCUCCACGCGUCACUGACAGAGAAGACUGUGUUUGCUGCCUGUGGUCACUUCACGGGUGAUGAACAUGGCUGCAUCAAUGUCACAACUCAAGCCUCUUGUGGAGGAACAUACACAGGCGUCGAUGGCAUGGGGCUUCUGUGGAGCAUGAUACCGGCACCGGGGGAGUCAAAGAUGGCUCGUCUCAGCAAGAGGGAUGUCACAGAACCAUUUUCAGUGCGGUUCUCACUGCUUGAAGGCCACCUAGAUUUAAACCAGUGUGAUGUAAAAGAGACCAUUGUGACAGUUACGGCAGAGCGCUGGUACAAGGCCAAGGGUGUCAGGAGUAUCACUGUCCGAGAGGGAAGACUGAGGGGCACAUUGUUCUUGCCAGCAGGUGAUGGUCCUUUUCCAGGUGUGAUUGAUAUGUUCGGGUCAACAGGAGGUUUAAUUGAGACAAGAGCUGCACUUUUAGCUUCACAUGGGUUUGCUGCUUUAGCUCUUGGCUACUUGGGAUAUGAUGACCUUACUAAGGAUCUGAAUGACCUUGACCUAGAUUACUUCCUUGAUGCAGUGGACUGGCUGCAGAAUCAUUCUGCCAUCUGUCUGAAUGGCAUCGGCGUCAUUGGGGUCUCGAAGGGUGCGGAACUGGCCAUGCUUAUGGCGACAUUUUCUCCAAAGGUGACAGCGGUUGUCAACAUCAGCGGCUCCCUGGCCUUCACAUUUACUGACCUGAAGAGAAUCGGUGCCGAGGACAUCAAGGGUGUAGAGAUAGAUGUGGGUGGACUGGUGGUUACAGAUGCUGGCAUGAUCACUCGAGAUGCCUACAGCGGCUGGGAACGUGUCACUAUUCCUUUCUGGCAGAGUGAAGCCCACUUCCUGCUGCUCUAUGGAGAAGAAGAUCAGUGUUGGAAUGUCCAGGGAGCCAAGAUGAUGGUGAAUUCACUUCCAGUUGAGAAGAGGAAGAAAGUAGAGAUGGAGUUCUACCCUGAUGCAGGCCACCUGAUAGAGCCACCCUACACACCACACUGCUACUCCUCCUUCCACAAAGUUGCAGGAAUGAACCUUGUGUGGGGAGGGUCUCCUAGGCCCCAUGCACAUGCUCAACAGGAUGCCUGGCACAAAGCACUCAACUUCCUGCAUUUACAUUUGGGUCAAGGUCAAGGUCAGGAUCAAAGAAGAAACAGCCAAGUGAAGAGUUCCCUAUGAUGGCAGCCAUCUUCCCUCAGCCUGCUCCAUCAUAGUGAUGCUGCAUUACCUCAUGUCGCCAGUAGUGUGAUCAUGUCAUAUUGUCACUUCUGGUUUUGCCAUAUAUAUUUCAGAUGACAACCGAUCAGGACAGAGAUUACUCCAGAGUGGGUCUCCUGGCUAAGUACUGGCAAUCCAGGGUGGAUCUCCUGGCUAAGUACUGGCAAGUCCAGGGUGGAUCUCCUGGCUAAGUACUGGCAAGUCCAGGGUGGAUCUCCUGGCUAAGUACUGGCAAGUCCAGGGUGGAUCUCCUGGCUAAGUACUGGCAAGUCCAGGGUGGACAUAGUGUCAACAUACUAUCAAGUCCAGGUGGAUGUUGUGGCCUGAUACUGGUGUGUCCACGAUGCUGAUGGGAUGAACUAAGAAUGACAACUGCACACGAUGCAGGGAAUCAGUAGGUCUGAUUUUUGAAAACACACAAGUGUUAUAAAUUUAUUGUAGUUAAGGCCUUAGACCCUAUAUAAAAGCGUAAUUUACCAACUGAAAAGGUGACAUCUUCAACUAAGCUGAAGUCAGUUUCAGGUCGUACUUGGGGCACUGGACAUUUGAUGACAACUGAAGAAACACUGGAAAUAGAACAAUGUCUGGUUUAUGUAAUCUGUGCAUGUGAAUAAAGCAUCAGAACACA
Haliotis rubra (blacklip abalone) is the source of this 2058-nucleotide messenger RNA. RefSeq names its product acyl-coenzyme A thioesterase 1-like. Gene Ontology annotation, biological process: acyl-CoA metabolic process; fatty acid metabolic process. The transcript is spliced from 9 exons. The record is from RefSeq and is a predicted model, not a curated record. Gene Ontology annotation, molecular function: fatty acyl-CoA hydrolase activity. NCBI's taxonomy places the organism in Eukaryota, Metazoa, Mollusca, Gastropoda, Lepetellida, Haliotidae. The coding region runs from base 45 to 1391 and encodes 448 amino acids.